AAGGCGCAAAACCAUAACGGUCGAACGAACGCCAUUAUCAUAACUUCCAAACGGAUAGCCGUUUACUCCCGUCUUUUCUACGCGAAAUUCACCUAUUUAAUGGACUUGAUGAGCAGAACAUGGAUUGCAGUGAAAGGACAUUUUGAUAGAGAUAGCAAAAUGUGCCCGAGUUGCAAAGCCAGAAAAGAAAGAAAUUUGAGGUACAAGGAACGUAUCAAUGCGUGAAAAUCAAUAUUGGUCCUUGUCCAGAUAAGUUGUUAUUUUUAAUAUUCUGAUCACAGUAAAACCCUGCAAAUGAAGAACCUAGUUAUCUUUUCAUGCUAACCUACUAGGGUUCGAAUUUAAAUGGUGCAUAUAGGCUUUAGGCUUCUAGCUUCUUAUCUGAAUAUACAAAGUUAUAAACUAUGACUAUACAAAGAUGCCUAUUAUAAUGUAGCUAGUAUCCUUUUUUCCUAUACCAUUUUGCUUCCAUUUUGUUUUAUACUGAGGCACUAGGGUUGCUUGAAUGAGGUUAGAUUAUUUUAAACAUGAAACUCAUCCAAACGGGACCCACAUAUAUUAGUUGUGCUGGAAUACAUGGGACUGGUUUUCUAAGUCCAAGAUUUUGCACAAAUAGACAAUAGUCUUGUUUAUAUGAGUUCUAAUGUAUGUUUGUAUUUACAAUUAACCUGCAAGAAAAUGUGAUGCACCUAAACUUUGAAUAAAAAGAAUCUUGAAUGUUUUCAUUGUAUGUGGUUUAGUGUUUAUCAUUUCCUCUGAAAUUCUAUAUUGCAAUCCUAGGAAAAUCCUAGGAAUUCUUAGGGUUUACAAGCAAUUUUCUUCCUAGGAAUUCCUAAGAAAAUCUUAAGAAUUUCCUAGGAAAAUCUUAGGAAACUCUUGUUUGUUUUGUCCCAAUUUACCGUGAAAUUUCACACCUCAUUCCUAGGUUUUUCUUAGGAUUUCCUAGGAAUUCCUAGGAAUAAAAUCCUAGGAUAUUCCUAGGUUAUCCUAGGAUUUUCCUAGUCCACCUCGCACGGGCGUUGUGUGCGUCCUGACAGGUAAGACCUGAACCAACAAGAGCGGUUUCGUUCACUCCGAGCCGAUUCUGUAGGCGAUGAAGCAGUGUGCAGUGGUUGAAAGGCGGAACUGAAAUCAAGCAGCACCAGCAAGGUGGUCUGCUGUCUGUAUAUGCUAAGAAGAUUUGUCAUUGCGAACUCUCAGGAGAGCCGUCAUGGUGCUAUGGUUUUUCCGAUACGAGGACUGGAACGCAUUGGUUAGAGGCCAUGUCGAUGCAUAUGGUCUUGUAGCUGAAGAGCCGCAGCGGUUUCAUUCAGUUUAGAGACAUAAGCCAAGCUGCUGACAGGGCGAAGAUUGGCUUUGGUUUGCUAAAGGCCUGCAUUCUUUAGCAGGGGGUUGAUGACCAGGCCAUCCUACUCAUCGGCAAAAGAACCUGACUAAAGAGAUAUUGAUCAUAGACGUGAUUACAGGAAUUUAUUCAUCAAGACAUUGGAAAACCAAACUUAUCGGCAUCGGGUCUAGGGGGCAAGAUUUCUUAGAGCUUCGGUUAAUGUUGUCAGAUCUUUGAAACGGCUGAAGGAGAAAGUAGAGUUCGUAGGAUCUUCAUGGCAAUCAGAUGGCUCUACGUCAUUCAACACUACUCCCAUCGCCUCAUGGAUAGUGCUAACUUUCUCAUUCCCAGAAAUAAGGGACAUUAGCCAGCGGUUUCUCUGGGCUCACAUUUUGCUAGGCCCGCGAAGAAUAACAGCGGUAUCACAAAUAAAAACGAGAUUCCGGCCAGCACAGGGGCUUCCCUUUUGUUGUUACACUAGAAGUUUUUAAUCAGGUUGAAUAAAUUCCAAAUAAAAGUAGUAUUAGCGGUAUUUAAACGUGCAAGGGGCAUCUCUGAUUUGAUACGUCCAAUGAUAAUGGAAGUGCGGCAGUCUUGCUGAGGUUGGAAAACAUUAUAUGCGCAAAUAAAAAAAAAAAAAAAAAUGUAUUUUAGAAAGGCUUUAUGGUUCCCCUGUGUCUAUCCCAGAAAGCCGUGGGGCCGUUUAAAACAAAAUGGAGCACGGACGAACGAAGAGAAGUUGUUCUUGCGGAGCGCACCGUUUUCCUUGCUUCAGUCUGUGUCUUAAAGACAACAAUAAUGGUUCCUGAACUAGGCAUAACUACAUCAAAUGUUAUUUCUUCGGGAACAAGAUUGGAAGGCACUACUGCCUAUUUUAUUGGCCAAUUUGAUGAGAAGGACAGUCGAUUUACCAAUUUCGAGUCCUGCACCUGUGAUGCGGCGAACAGUUCUACCUUUUAAACGACUACUUUUAUGCCCGAUUUCAAUGAAAUUACAGAGAAUGUAUGGAGGAUUGUAUACUCUCAAGCGAGGGCAUCGUCUGAACGGAAAGUGUAUCACUCGAAUGGCAAGGGUUUUUUUCGGGUCCUGCAUCGUGAGCCCAAAAUCUCUGAAACGAGAAAAUUUGAUAAAUUGUGAUGUCUCCCCACAUUUCCUUAUAAUAAAUGGCAGCCAUUUUGACAUUGUAUGUGCACUAUUACGCAUGCGUGACGGCCAUGUUGUCUCUUAUUUCUGGGAAUGGAAUAAAAUAAUUACCAAUAUCGUUAGCAACAGAUGUGCCGUCACAACCACUUGGUAACACAACGCUUCUGGGUUGGGUCAGAAGUGCCUUAGUAUACCUGAACAGCUUGCCUUGGCUGUCGUCGUUUGUAAUGAUCACUAUGUACAAUAGAUUCCGGUGCAUUAAAAUGCCAAGUGAAUGCCAACAAUGUACUACCAUUGUCAUCCGUCAAUAUGCAAAUAUGCGUCGAUGUUAAACAAUGAGAAGUGGGAGACAAAACAAACAAACUCUCACAUUCCGGUGCAGAUUGAUCGAGAUUUCCGUCAGGGUGUACCCAAUAGCUGCCAUUUGAUGUUAGCCAGAGAUCCUUGUAGUUAUUCCAAUGAGAGAGCAGCGCAAAAAAAGAGAAAAAACGUCCAGAUUACGCUGGUGGAUUUAGCGUGUCUGCUCCUCAUCCUUGCAAGUGCACAUGUGCACAUUUUCUGAAAAAACAUGGUGGACGCGUUUGACGAAGCCGAAAACACGGGAAACAAACUCCCUCAAGGAGGUUUAGGAACAGCUUUGUUGUUUCUGCGUAGCAUUACAAUUGCACAAUAAUAAUGGGUGAAUCAUAGCUACGUUUUUUUGCUGUUUUUUUUUUUUGUUUCUUUCUUUUAAAUCAUUUCAAUAGUCAUAAUGUGAGUGAUAAGUAAGUACUUGAAAUAUUCACGGGCGGAACAUAAAUUGUUACCGAAUAGGCGAUAUAAUUGUUCAGUAUAAAUUUGUUGGAUGGAUAACACAGCACAAAGCGACUGUUUUGCAAGAAUGAUGACAAAAGCUAGCACAGAUAAAUGGAUUUUUGGAUUCCCUGAUCUUGUGUUGGGGAAAAUACUUGAUUGUCUUUCUCUACAAGACCUUGGGCGACUUCCUCAAGUUUGUCGGUACUGGAAGGAAUCGAUGAUUUUCACUAGUAGCAGAAUCUGGGCAAAGUUUCUACCCAAACGAGCUGAUUGUAUCCCAGAAGAUUUGGCCGCGUACGAGAAAGUCAAAUUCGCGUGGAAAAAUAGCUUGAAAAUUGGUAAGGAAAGAUGGUUUCGGGAUCCUAUCGGGGAUCUCGUGGAAUACGAGGACAAACUUCUGAAAGCCGAGAGAGCUCGCUUCCCAUGGCGCAACACACAGAGGUCAAAAUAUGUGAUGUAUUUACGUCUGAACCAGUGCUAUAAACUCACUUCAAAUGGACAGGAAUCUUCGAACUCAGAUAUUAAAAAAGCAGUUAAUGAAAUCUGGGAGAAAUUUGGCUGUAUCUACGAAAACAGUGAUGAAAUCAUUUCUGUGGAGCAUGCAUUUAAAUACGCCCAAUACCGCCUUAAAAUAAAGAUUCUCCAAGGGGUAUUAGAUAGUCUAAAUCCACAUUGGCUUUUGAGAUGCCUUCAUUCAGGUAACUAUAAGAUUGAUAGUAAAGGAGAUAUUGGCAAGGAAGAUUGUGAUUAUGAUGAAGAAGAUGAUGAGAAGGAAGCUAAAAAUAUACUAGGUCAAAUGUUACCAAAGCAGUUAUAUUGUGACAUAAAGGAACUCUUCUCAGAUGAAAGCCAAGGUUUUAUUCAAUACCAUCUAAGCGAUGGUUGCAUUAAUGAAAAUUUUGAGUAUUCUGAUACAUUAAUCAUCAGCGAUACAGCAGCUAUACACCAUGUUCAAUUCUUCGAUUUUUGAUGAUAUGCCAAUAUAAGGGUACAAGAAGCA
Nematostella vectensis (starlet sea anemone) is the source of this 4265-nucleotide messenger RNA. RefSeq lists its product as uncharacterized. The record is from RefSeq and is a predicted model, not a curated record. Gene Ontology annotation, molecular function: protein binding. The coding region runs from base 3315 to 4235 and encodes 306 amino acids. The transcript is spliced from 2 exons. Lineage: Eukaryota; Metazoa; Cnidaria; Anthozoa; Actiniaria; Edwardsiidae.